AUUACACUCGAGUUGAUGCCAUUUAAAACGUUUGGUGAUGGGGGAAGGAGGGAAGGCAGAAAACGCCUGGAAAUACAAGGAUGUGAUGUCAAACUGUCAGAGGAAAUGUAUGCAAUAAUCUACAGUAUAUGCCACAUAACUGAUUCAUUAUUUAUAAGAACUUGGCAAAAAAUCUCAAAGCAAGCAAACCUCCUCAGCUCAUGGACAUAGGCAGGGGGAGAGGGGAGGGGGUCUCCUUGACUGACAACCCAAAUGUCCUAUGGAAUUCCAGUAACGGUCCAACUGUGCUGAGAAACCCACCCAAAGGCAAUUAAGGGUAAAGUACUACAAAAAUGUUUGAUACACUUUUUUUCUGGUCGAAUAGAAGAAAGGAUGGCGAGAGAGCAAUAGAAUGAAACACUGAUAGCCUGUGAUGGAAUAGAUAGAUAACGGUCCGAUCGUUUACGAAUUUCAAAGAACUCAACGAUAUAGGCUAGCCUACGCAUAACAUUUGUCUUCUCCAAAACUUCGAAUGAAAUAGAUGAAGCGGUGGUCCAAAAAUAUGUCUUAUCGGCGGAAGACAUUGUAAAAAGUUACAGAGAGAGUUUCUGAGCAAGAACGACCACAAGAACGAAUGUUGGACCUAUCCUUGAACGUAUACAUUUCGCGAAAACGUCGAUGUUUUUUUUUUUAAAGGACCAAAGAAAGUAUUAUUAUUAUUGGAUCACACUUAGGUAGAUCUCAAUCUUUUCAGCCAGGGUGCUCUCUUCAUCAGUCUCUCUGAUUUAUUCCGCGUGCUGAGGGGAUGGGGGCCGCUCCGGGUUCGGGCUGGGAGGAGGGGGAGUUCGAGUUCAAGUUGGUUUUUGAGGAGGACCCGCCGCGCCAACUCCGGGGCCCAUCCCCGCUGCGCAACGCGGACCAGGAGCACACCGUCGCAGGGGAGAGGACAGAGAGCUCCCUGUCGCUCCCAACGUCGAGCAAUACUGACAGCCACCUGGCUGCCACUCAUGUAGGCCAGCCAAUCGGCAUCCCUACCCCACCGUCUUCUUCAGCCAGUCAAAGGGCUGGGAUGCAUUCCCCGCCCCCCAGGCGUGCCUUGGUGAGGGAGUUCAGCGGGACUUAUGAGAGUCUUCCAGCGCGAUCUGUACAAGUCUCAGAGUCCCGUGUGUUGGAGUGCCCUAGCAUCCAGAUCACUACUAUCUCUCCAGAGGAUGACACUGCCCCAGCAGGAAGUAACUACUGGGACACAGGAGGUGGCUGGGAGAGGGAGCGCCUCUACCUCCCCCUACUGGACCCAUUCUGCUACCGCGACGGCGGCACCGGCACUGGGUCCCUGAGCCCAAGCCCUGCCUCCAGCCCCUCUUCUCGCGGCUGGCUCAGUCCUGCGUCCAGCUGUGAUUCGCUGCUAGUAGAGGAGGAGGAUCUCAAUGAGGUCACUUCCCAUUUCUGCCUGUCGCCCUCCUCCCGGCCAACCUCCCCGGGGGGUAAGAAGCGCAGGAACUCCCCCCUGGCCUCCCCCUGCACCUCCCGCAGGAGCAGCUACUCUGAGGACCACUCCUGUAACCAGGAGGAAGGAGACCCCACCUUUCAGUCACAGGGUCCCAACAGCAGCUUUGAGCUGAGCAUCCCACAGAAGACCAGGAAGACGUCACUGGAGCAGGUUUGCCCCAGGGAGGUGGAGCAAGUGCAGGCUCCAGCCCAUAGCUCCCACUGCCCACUCCCAGAGCCGCUGCAGCAGAGGAGAGAGGCCCCUUCCAUGGGCAUGGACUACCUGUCUGUGCCCCCUGCUCUGGGCUGGGGGAGGACCAGAGCCAGCGCCCACAGCCCUCUGUUCAGAUCCAAUGCUCUGCCACCACUUGAUUGGCCUCUGCCAACUCAGUUUGACCAAUAUGAACUGCGUAUCGAGGUGCAGCCCCGCCCACACCACCGGGCCCACUACGAGACGGAGGGAAGCAGAGGAGCCGUCAAGGCAUCACCAGGGGGACAUCCGGUUGUUAAGCUGACUGGGUACACAGAGAGACAGCCACUCUCUUUGCAGGUGUUUGUAGGAACAGCUGAUGACAGGUCCAUCCGGCCUCAUCCUUUCUAUCAGAUUCACAGGGUGACAGGGAAGAUGGUGGGCACUGCCAGUCAGGAGAGCGUCCAAGCUGGCACCAAAAUACUGGACAUCCCCCUCAACCCAGAUACCAACAUGACUGCGCUCAUUGACUGUGCUGGCAUUCUGAAGCUGAGGAACUCGGACAUCGAGCUGAGGAAAGGAGAGACGGACGUAGGGAGGAAGAACACGCGUGUGCGCCUCGUGUUCCGUACCCACCUCCCCCUGGCCCCUCACGUGGCCCCGCCUGGACGGGUGCUGGCCCUGCAGGUCGCCUCCCUUCCUAUAGAGUGCUCCCAGCGCUCUGCUCAGGAGCUGCCAGUGGUGGAGUCGGUCAGUCUUACAUCCUGCUCUGUGGAAGGAGGGGAGGAGCUACUGUUGGGUGGGUCUAACUUCCUGCCCAUGUCCAGAGUGCUUUUUAUGGAAAGAGGGACAGAUGGAAAGCUACAGUGGGAAGAGGAGGCACAUGUUGACCGUGACAACAGUAGUGAGUGCUUGCUGUGUGUGCGAGUUCCAGCCUAUAGUGACCUCUCGGUGAGCCGCCCAGUAUCUGUGUGCCUUUAUGUCUCCAACGGGAAGAGAAAAAGGAGCAGCACUCACUGUUUCAAGUACCUGCCCGUCAUGUUUAAAGAGGAGGACCCGCUGCUGUCGCAUCCCUCUGCCUUGCCCCUGGAGGGGGUGACACUCUGCUCCAUGAGGGGGCCCAGCAGGGUGGACAGCGGUGUGCACCGGGGGAAUGAUCCCAUGCUCGAGGAGGGAGGACUGGCCUUCCACCCCCCCUACCCUUCAGCCUGCUCUCCCCCCUACCCCGGCCAGAGCUACCAGGAGUACUGCCACAAGCCGGAAGCUGUGGAGGAGAGCAGAGGUUCUCUGUCGGAGAGACACCCCAGCUUUGAGAACUUGGAGCUGGGCUUCACUGAGCUACUGCCUCCCUUUUACCCCAGAGUCCCCCAGCCUCCCUCCCCCUCCCCUUGGCUGGACUCCCCAUACCUGUCCUCUUCCCCCUCCCCCUCCCACUCCUCCUCUCUGAGUCCCUUCCCCUCCAGCAGCCCCAUCUCCUCCUCCCCUCGUCCCCCCAUGACUACCUCUCCCUUCCCCCACUACCCGUACCCUCAUGAGGUCUGCCCCUCGCCACCUUCCAACCCUAGCCCUUAUCAGGACUUCUACCCACCACCGUACUCCCACUAUGAGGUAUGGGACCACCAGGGCAGGGGACUUGGGGAAAGGGAAGCUCAGGCUGGACCUAAAAUGCAGGAGAGCCCCCUGGAAUUUGCCAGCUCAUCAUCCUUUCACCACAUUACAUUAGAGGAAGUGAAUGAGUUCAUAGGAGAAGAUAUCAGAUCCUUCCAUUCGGGCUCACAGAUGGACAGCCAACCGGGAUGACAAGCUCCGUACUUCCUGUCUUGUUCUGUUUUUAUAGUAUGAAGUGCGUUAUUGAUAUCAUAUCACACCUUUUCCUAUGCACUUGGUUUCUGAUGUAUUGCUCAAGUAUGGCAAUACUGAAUGGGGUUAAAUAAAAGGGCACGGUUGUAAGUAUGAUCGAAGGUCACUGUUACAGUUUAUAUAAGGGAGACUAAUGUUUUUAACCUGUUUUCAAUAUAAAUUAUACAAGUAAAUGUC
Oncorhynchus masou masou (cherry salmon) is the source of this 3694-nucleotide messenger RNA. RefSeq names its product nuclear factor of activated T-cells, cytoplasmic 4-like. Gene Ontology annotation, cellular component: transcription regulator complex. Gene Ontology annotation, biological process: cytokine production; calcineurin-NFAT signaling cascade; regulation of transcription by RNA polymerase II. Gene Ontology annotation, molecular function: transcription factor binding; DNA-binding transcription factor activity, RNA polymerase II-specific; RNA polymerase II cis-regulatory region sequence-specific DNA binding. The record is from RefSeq and is a predicted model, not a curated record. Lineage: Eukaryota; Metazoa; Chordata; Actinopteri; Salmoniformes; Salmonidae.